Lagenorhynchus albirostris (white-beaked dolphin) is the source of this 2502-nucleotide messenger RNA. RefSeq names its product lipid droplet associated hydrolase (gene LDAH). NCBI's taxonomy places the organism in Eukaryota, Metazoa, Chordata, Mammalia, Artiodactyla, Delphinidae. Gene Ontology annotation, cellular component: lipid droplet. The transcript is spliced from 8 exons. The record is from RefSeq and is a predicted model, not a curated record. Gene Ontology annotation, molecular function: lipase activity. Bases 55 to 936 code for a protein of 293 amino acids. Gene Ontology annotation, biological process: lipid storage.
GACGCCUAACCAAGACGGCCACGGUCGAGCCAGCUGCCUUCUAGGCUGACAGAAAUGGACUCAGAAAUCAAGGAAGAAAUUCCUGUGCAUGAGGAAUUCAUUCUAUGUUGUGGAAUUGAAACCCAGGUUCUAAAGUGUGGGCCCUGGACUGACCUCACUAGCGAUCAAAUUGCCAACAGGCCUAAGCUGCUUAUUUUCAUUAUUCCUGGUAACCCAGGUUUUUCUGCCUUUUAUGUGCCUUUUGCAAAGGCUUUGUAUUCUUCAACAAAAAGACGCUUUCCAGUUUGGGUUAUCAGUCAUGCUGGGCAUGCCUUGGCCCCCAAAGACAAGAAGAUUCUUACAACCUCAGAUGAUCCAAAUGCUCAAGAAAUUAAGGACAUCUAUGGACUCCGUGGUCAAGUAGAACACAAGCUAGCUUUCCUGAGAACUCAUGUGCCAAAGGAAAUGAAACUUGUGGUCAUUGGCCAUUCCAUAGGCUGCUAUUUCUCCCUUCAGGUUCUGAAGCAUGCCCCUGAGCUCCCAGUAAUUCGCUCUUUUCUGCUCUUUCCAACAAUUGAGCGAAUGUCUGAGUCACCCAGAGGCAAGCUCGCCACUCCACUUUUGUGCUGGUUUCGAUAUGCUUUCUAUGUUCCUGGCUACUUACUACUUAAACCGUGGCCUGAGAAAAUCAAAUCCUUGGUGAUCAGAAUGCUCCUUCGAAGGAUGAACCUACAGAGCGAAUUUUCGUUUCUGAAUAUGUUGGAACCGUUCUGCCUCAUUAAUGCUGCCUACCUUGGGAGCCAAGAAAUGAUGGAGGUGGUGAAGAGAGACAAUGAAACCAUAAAGGAACAUUUAUCUAAGCUUACAUUUUACUAUGGUACUAUAGAUGGUUGGUGUCCAAAAGAGUACUAUGAAGACAUGAAGAAAGAUUUUCCAGAAGGAGAUAUUCGACUCUAAAGUGAAUUACUUCUUCUAGGAAGUAAAUGAAGACUGGGGUUCAAAUCCUGGAUCUGUCAUUUAUGAGGUUUGUGAUGUUCAGAGGCUUAACCUCCCCGAGCCCUCUCCUUCACUCCCCCACUGGCCCUCAUCUACAAAAGUACUUGCGUUAGCUUUUGGACUUCGGAAGGGUUUUUGUUUGUCUUUAAUGGGGUCAAACGAGGUCUUGCAUAUAGUAUUUAGCACCCUGCCUGGUAGAUGCUCUAUUAAAUGGUACCUAAAGGAGAAGGAUAGCAAACUUGUCUUCUACACUCUCUUCUCUUUGGUGCAAUGGAAGACUCCUCGAUGUCCCAGCUUCUGCAGUGUUUCACCCAGCCUGAAAUUUGAUUCUAAUCGUCUCAGCGUUUCUGGUUCAUAUUGGUGAAGGAGGAGGCCACUCGCUCACCCGACACAGCUUUCUGACCCCAGGCCAUUGCAGGCCUCCCACACGCAGCCCAGGACACCCAAACAUCCCCUCGAGGAGCUUAUAGUCCUUUGAAAAGAUGUAGGAAGCAAAGUGUUUCUUAAAUAACAGAGGCAUCAUCUUUGUUCCUGGCCCCCUCUUGCCAGAGAGAAGAGAUGUCCUUGGGCUUCUCCUCUCCUUGCUGGGUGGGGCUUAAGGAGCAGGCAGUGCCUGGGCCUGAGUGUGCUCUGUGAACUAGUACAUCUCUGAGGACUUAAGGCUGAAGCUCUCCUGUAGGAGUGCCGAGGACAGGAAAGAUUUCCGUUCCCAAGGGGCUGAGAUUCCUGCCUCUGUGCCCUGGAGGUGUAGGUGAGUGAUCACAGUGGCCCACGUGGGGAGCCAAUGGGGGACAUGGGUCUGUCCUCUCCAGCAGGCUGAAGGCAUCUCCAGAGCAAAACGGUGAGGGCCGGGGAAGGCUCCGGGUUGCCACAGUUCUGUAAAGAGAAAACUGCUGGAGGGAGGGUGUGGCAGGGCUGCUCCUGGUGCCAGGAGGACAGGUGGAACUUGGGUGGGUUUGGAAGAGAAGAGAACAAGUCCAGAGAAAGAGCGUGCUGCUCACCCUGCACUUUCACAGCGUCUCAUUCAGGCCUCACAGUCGUGUGUUACCAUGAGGGUGCCAAGCAGGUGACGUGCUCAAGACCUCACAGCUACUGAGUGACAGCGGGGCUCUGCCCCAGCGACACGGCUUCACCCCUUCCCACGCACCGUGUUGCCUCCUGAAGGGGACAGCGGGCAGACGGCCAGAGGAGUGGAGGCUUGGGGAAGGGGUCACGCGAGGGCAGGCGAAGGCGAGGUUGUCAGGGGAAGGGAAGAGGAGAGCGUUGGGAACAACUGAGUAGCGUCAGAAGAACAGAGGAUACAACAGAUGCGGCUUUGGGGUGCGGGGUGCGUAUCAGGCAGCGGCCUGUGCGGGUCAGAGCGGGGGCUGAGUCCCGCGUUCCGGUCUUGGCAGCUUUGCUACGGCCACCGGGUGCUCCAGACGCACUUACUUCCCUCUGUUCCUCCAAACUUGUGCUGUGCCCUGAACCUUUGGGAUCAACCGCUCCAGCUUUGAGAGUGCCUGUGCCUCGACCCCUCCCCAAAAU